GUCAUGAACCCUGCUCCUAAUAACUCUGUGAACCUUAUCACAGGUUCCAAAGUCUAAACGUGCUGUAUUCCAACUUCAUUUGGUUCUUUGCAGCAUAGCUAUUCAUAUCCACUGUAGAUACUAAUAUAUAUACAAAACUAUCAUUAUUAUGGAGAAGCUCACCGAUGACCUGGUCAAGUACAAGGACUAUGUUUUUGCGAAGGAUUUGGUAACCGCUGAGUACAUUGACUCCCUGCAGACCUUUGAGAUCCGGGACAGUGACAUCUUUCUGGUCACUUACCCUAAGUCAGGUGAGUGACAAAUCUACUGGAUUGAUAAACAGCGUUUGAGAUGGUCCACACACCUAUCAUACUUGGGGGUACUUGACAUGAAAAAGGUUGAGAUCCCUGCUCUGUUUAGGUAAUCAGUGAGGAGAGAAACCUGCUCUGUUUAGGUCAUCAGUGAGGAGAGAAACCUGUCACAGGUAGAGAGAAUAAAAACAGCCUUUUAGAAAGUUAAAGGCACAAUCCGGAUUGGAACAUCCAUCUUUGGAAUUUGAAAUGAGUGAUAUCUAUUGUUCUUGAAAAAUAUAACUUCAAUCCUCCCGAGUGGCGCAGCGGUCUAAGGCACUGCAGCGCUUGAGGUGUCACUACAGGGUUCGAUCCCGGGCUGUGUCGCAGCCGGCCGCGAUCGGGAGACCCCAUGAGGCGACGCACAAUUGGCCCAGCGUCGUCCGGGAUAAGGGAGGGUUUGGCCGGCCGGGAUGUCCUUGUCUCAUCGCGCUCUAGCGCCUCCUGUGGCGGGCCGGGCACAUGCACGGUUGUACGGUGUGUUUCUCCGACACACUGGUGCGGCUGGGCUUUCCGGGUUAAGCAUGUGUCAAGAAGCAGUGCGGGUUGGCAGGGUUCGUGUUUCGGAGGGACGCAUGGCCUCGACCUUCGCCUCUCCCGAGUCCGUAGGGAGGUUGCGCAGCGAUUGGACAAGACUGUAACUACCAAUUGGGGAAUAUAACUUAUACAUUUCUCAUGAGACAUAGUUCAACUGUCUUAAUGCUUGUUUUACUCCAGCCCAUUCAGCUCUGGCAGGGGGACUGCUUCGUUGUUUUUUUUUUUUCCGAAUCCCCUUUAACCAUGUCGCUCCCAAGAGCUCUAUGACUGACACCUUUCAUGAUGCUGAACCUGUAGGAACGAUCUGGGCACAGCAGAUCAUCACCUCUAUCUGUGAGUCAGAGAUGGGUGAUGUCUAUCCCAACAACUUAGAGAUGAUGCCAUGGCUGGAGUAUAUGGAAAAACGCCCUGACUAUUCCUUACGCCCCAACCCGCGGCUAUUCGCCUCCACCUCACCCCCCGUACUCAUGCCCCCAGGCCUGAGGAACAAGAAGGCAAAGGUAGGCAGAGGAGGGGAAGAUGGAGGCCCCACUGUAUGGUUUGCAUCCCAAAUGUCACCCUUUUCUCUAUAUAGUGCACUACUUUUGACCAGAGCCCACAGGGCUGUAAAUGUCUCUCUUGUUCUCAGAUGAUCUAUGUGAUGCGGAACCCAAAGGACAACGUGAUUUCCUACUAUCACUGGUGUAUUAACUGGGCCAUGUUUGAGACCCCAAAGAGCUUCGAGGACUUUCUGGACCAGUGGUUAGCAGGGAAUGGUAGAGUAAAGACAUCAUUCAUAUAACACCAUGGUUGGGUCCCAAAUGGCACCAUAUUCCUUCUCUACAUAGUGCACUAAUUUUGGUCAAAAGUGGCUCUGGUCAAAAGUAGUGACCUAUAUAGGGAAUAGGGUGCCAUUUGGGACGCAAACAGCCUGUUAUAACCCUGACAGGCUACGUCCUAAAUGUCACCCUAUUCACUAUAUAGUAUAGUGCACUACUUUUGACCAACCCAUGAAUACUGUAAUGACCUUGGUGACGCAGCCUGUUAUGACCAUGUUAUUGCCCUACAGUUGGCGCUUCGUCCUGGGUUUGACCACAUCAGAGAGUGGCACAGUAAGAGAGACCAGUACAACAUCCUGUUUCUGACCUAUGAGGACAUGAUCAUGGUAAGACAUUACAGACUCAUCUUACACCUAUGACCUCUGAUCUCUGCUCUGCUGGAUAGCCAAUUAGAGACAACCAACCAGCCUGGCUUGCCUAUCCCCAAUCUUUUGGCCUAAUUUUCCAAUUGUAUUAACAAGGAUGGACAUGAAAUGAAGAGGGAGACAGACAGAGGACAUAGUGUGUAGAAGUGCUGUGGGGCCGGCGUGUGAUCCCACACAGGCAGGGGAUUUCAUAUGUGCCGAGGGCAGUGGACUUCACCACUUGACCAACCUCAGGCACAGGGGUUCCAUCUUUAAUGGACAUGUUCCUCCUUUCUCAGGAUCUGAAGACAGCCGUGCUGAAGAUCUGCCGCUUCCUUGAGCGGGACCUGACUGAAGCAGACAUCAACAAGAUAGUGGAAAAAGCCACGUUCAAAAACAUGAAACACGACCGCAAGGCCAACUACGAGUUCAUACCAGAGGACAUUCUCAAAAAGGGGCAGUUCCUACGCAAAGGUCAGGGCCUGUAUUCACACAGCGUCUCUAUACCAGUGUUGAUCUAGGAUCAGUUGUGCCUUUUAGAUCAUAAUAAAUGAGAUCACAUGGACAUGGGGGACCUGAUCCUAGAUCAGUACUCCUACUCUUCGUGAAUAUGGGCCUGAGAUUGGGGGAAAAAAACUGUUUGUAAAUAAACUGCAUAUAAACCAUUUAUAAUGCUCUUACUCUGAAUAAUGACGUGUUGGUUGUGCUGUGACAGGUAAAAUCGGGGAGUGGAAGAACAUGUUCACAGUGGCCCAGAGUGAGAGGUUUGACCAGGUCUAUGAGGAGCGGAUGAAGGACGUGACUCUGAAGUUCAUCUGGGACAUGGAUCAACAAUCAGAGUGAUGGAAAGCUGGAGCCUACAGCUCUGCCUCCACAAACUACCCAGUGGACACUAAAGCCAUGGACAUUCAUGUCAAUUAUCUGUUGAAUGUAC
Molecule: messenger RNA, 2962 nt
Organism: Coregonus sp. 'balchen'
Lineage: Eukaryota; Metazoa; Chordata; Actinopteri; Salmoniformes; Salmonidae
Source: the annotation of a GenBank genome assembly